Camelina sativa (false flax) is the source of this 2412-nucleotide messenger RNA. Lineage: Eukaryota; Viridiplantae; Streptophyta; Magnoliopsida; Brassicales; Brassicaceae. The record is from RefSeq and is a predicted model, not a curated record.
AUGUCUGGUCAAGGAUCCGAAAGGUCUAGAUCGAUGCACUUUUCGCCGGACACAUGGAUGGGUUCAAGUCAACAGUUUGGUCCAGAGGAAUGGGGUCUGCAAGUUAGAGAUGUACCUGUCGCGACGCCGAGGUACACGCCAUCGAGUUCUACUCGGUACAGUGAGCCUGAGAGUGCAUACAACCCGGCACUAGGAUUUUCACCGAUCAGGCAAUAUGCUACCGAUCCGAACCAAAAGAUGCCAAGAGGAGGCCCAGUCCGUGGAGGAGGCCCGAAUGAGCCGAAUGUACCAGAGACCAAGCAAACGCUUAAAAUGAUUCUAGAUCUUUUAAACCACAUGUUUCAGCAGCAGCAAAACCAAGGAAGUCAACCAGCAGAAACUUCAUCAGACCACUUUCUAAAGAGAGAGUUCGAGCAGAAGUACUUUCCACCAGAAUUGCGUGACCGACUAGAGAAUCAGUUCUUGCGACUGGAACAAGGUGAGAGGAGUGUUCGAGCCUAUGGGAGAGUUUUCACCAGACUUUGGAGAUAUUUGUACCAGGGUAAUGACGAUGAGCUAGCCAUGGCCCGGAGAUUCUUUAACGGACUCAGGCCAGAUAUAAAGGGAAGGUUACACGCUGUGACAUACCGAAGUGUCACAGAAGUGGAGGAGAGAGCGGUGAGUGUUGAGGAGGCCAUCGAGACGGAGAAAGAAAUUAUGGUUCAAGAGAAACAGAAGGAACCAGUGCAGUUGACUAAAGCUGUGAAUUUCCGGAAGGUGAAUCAAGUAGCAGGACGAAAUUGGGGUGCAGGUCAUGGUAAAGUCAAUAUGACUGUUAACCAAGGAGGUCGUGCAGUGAAUAACAUGGAUCCUAGAGGAUGCUAUGUGUGUGGUCAACUUAGGCAUUUUGCUCGAGCUUGUCCAACCAUUGUGGAAACUAAGAAUAGUAGUCUCUCGUCUGUCACAUGUUUCUACUGUGGCGUGAUGGGACACUAUGCGACCUCAUGUCCGUCGAAGCCGUCCAAACUGAACGCCCAAACUGUGAACCGUGCCCAGCCAGUGCAGCAAGUGAAGGAACCCCCAGCAAAGAAGCAAGCAACCCCAGCAAAUGUUUUUGCUUUAAGAGUAGAGCCACCCAAACCUCCAAAGCCCGCGAAAGGCCCUAUAAUAGGUUUGAUUGGUUUUGUGACUCCCGGAGUGGCUGACAAGUUUGGAGACUUGUGUGAGAAGGAAGAAGUGAACAUCAACGUCUACACCGCUGGUAAUCAACCGCCCUUGAAGACGAGAAGAUGGUUCAAGGAAGUGUCGAUAGUCUUGCAGGAUACAAACCUCCUGGUGAAUCCUCUAGUGAUGCCGUUGGAGAGGUUCGAUGCUAUUUUAGGAAUGAUUUGGUUGUCAGAGCACCAAGUCCAUAUAGACUGCAGCAGGAGCAGAGUUAUAUUUGAAAAUGGAGGAGGGACACCUCUAAUUUUCAACGGAAUUAGCCCGAGUAAGACGGCGUACUUCGCAUCAGCAGUAAGGAUUGGAAGAUCGUUUGAUGAAGAAAGUGUGUAUCUGGUCACUCUUACCGCCAUGGGAGGAGAUGACAAGGAAGGCAUGGGAGUUGAGGACAUUGUCAUAGUCAAGAACUAUGAGGACGUAUUCAAGCCGUUAGAAGGAUUGCCUCCACCAAGAAGCCAUCCUUUCACCAUAAAUCUUGAGCCCGGAGCUACCCCAAUUGCCAAGCCACCGUAUCGCAUGACACCAGCCGAGUUGGCUGAACUCAAGACUCAGUUAGAGGAUUUGUUGGAGAAGGGUUUUAUUCGACCGAGUUCAUCGCCAUGGGGAGCGCCAGUGCUAUUUGUCAAGAAGAAGGACGGAAGCAUGCGUUUGUGUAUUGAUUACCGAGGAAUCAAUAACAUAACCAUUAAGGACAAAUAUUCGUUGCCACGGAGUGAUGAACUGUUAGAUCAACUCAAAGGAGCAAGUUGGUUUUCGAAGACUGAUUUAGCCUCCGGCUAUCAUCAAAUCUCAAUUGCGGAACAAGAUGUAAUGAAGACUGCCUUUCAAACAAGAUAUGGCCACCACGAGUUCGUGGUGAUGCCGUUUGGACUUACCAACGCGCCAGCAGAGUUCAUGCGUGCAGAGGAGCACGCGAAGCAUUUGAGGAAAGUGUUGGAGAGACUAAGGGAGAUGAAGCUGUUCGCCAAGUUCAGCAAGUGUAAGUUCUGGCAAAGGGAGAUUGGAUUUUUAGGACACCAAGUUUUGGAACAAGGCGUGUCCGCCGACCCAGAGAAGAUUGCCACAAUUCAGGAAUGGCCGAAACCAACGUCAGUGUCAGAAGUUAGAAGCUUCCUAGGCCUUGCAGGCUAUUACCGGAAGUUUGUGAAGGGAUUUUCAUCCAUUGCAAAACCUUUGACGCGACUCAUUGGUAAAGGGGUACCUUUUAUCUAG